Messenger RNA from Diabrotica virgifera virgifera (western corn rootworm), 3485 nucleotides. RefSeq lists its product as uncharacterized. Gene Ontology annotation, cellular component: nucleus. The coding region runs from base 1124 to 2374 and encodes 416 amino acids. Gene Ontology annotation, biological process: regulation of DNA-templated transcription. Gene Ontology annotation, molecular function: cis-regulatory region sequence-specific DNA binding; DNA-binding transcription factor activity. Lineage: Eukaryota; Metazoa; Arthropoda; Insecta; Coleoptera; Chrysomelidae. The record is from RefSeq and is a predicted model, not a curated record. The transcript has 8 exons.
ACCUACAUAGGUGCAAAACUAAUAAAUUUCACGAUAACAAAUUGAAAAUGAUUCCAAUAAUUAUUAUUUAAUUUUAUUAUUUUACUUACGACACCUUGUGGAAAUUUAGUGAACUUUUAUUUAAUUUAAUCAAUCUAAAUUUUGUUCAACAUUUAUUACCCCUGCCACUGUAUAAAAAGUAUGUAUUCUAUAGGGCUUUUCAUCGAUUGUCAUUUGUUUCGAGCUUCUGUCAUGUGUCACAUAAUAUUAAUAUAUCUACGCCAUACGUCUUUGAUUUGUAUUAUUGUAUAUACCAAUAACGUAUGACGUAGAUAUAUUAAUAUUAUGUGACACAUGACAGAAGCUCGAAACAAAUGACUGUGAAUGAAAAGCCCUAUUCUAUGUAUAUUGUGAUGGAUGAUGGAUGACAAACAUACACGUCAGGAUGUCUGAUAAUUUAUGCAAUUUGUACACAUAAAAGAACAUGAAUGAAAUUUAAAAAAAUGUGGUUUUUUGGAAAAUCUUUUCAUGGUAAACAAUAUUCAAAUAUUCAAACAAAAGGAAACAUUUGAUUUAAAUUUAUAAGUAAAAAACAUAGUUGGCAAAGUUUUACAAAAACAAAUCUUAUGUACUUAAUCUGAUAAUUUCUUUUUGUAAGGGAUAUUUUGGCCUUACCCUUAAUGACCGUUAAUUGUUAAAACAUUUAUUUUUAUUUUAGUUUAUUUUCUUCUCAUUUUGAAUAUUAUGUUAUUGUCAUUUAUUAUAGUCUAGUCUAGAAACUCUCGGCUUUUGUCUUUUUUCUUACAAAAAAUAACAGAUAGGUAAACUUAUAAUUAGUAAUAAAAGUAAAAUAAUAAAUACCCACAAAAAUUUGAAAUUGCAUGUAGGUACAAUUCAGUUUGUCUGGACUAAACUCGAAAAACAUCGAGAAAAUGACGUCAUUAAAAUGAAAAUAAGAAGAGGGAACUGUACUUAAAAAAUGCAAAUAUCUAGUAAGUUCUUUUUAAUCUGUCAAAUUAAGUAAAAACGAUUUCAAGAUUUCCUUGUACUUUUUCAAAAAGUUUUUAAUUAGAAACUGACCGAUUUCUUUUGUACGUAAAACUGAACCGUUCCUACAACGCUACAACUAUUCAAAAGCAUCAAGAUGGAUAACAAUAUGAUCAUAAGAAAUUACUUAGACGAAAAUUUAACUCCUACUAAAAUAGAAUACAUAGAUCCUUCAGACAAUGGAAGAGUUGUGUCGCAGUCGUAUGGUCCACAAACGUUACACCCUUCUUCUGAUAGAAUGAAUUGCAGCUUCCCUAUUAGUUUUCCUGAAAUCUCUAUAAAAACGGAAGAAGAUAUAAAAAGUGAGGUACAAGAAAAGGUUGUUUUGGUAAAUGGCUGUUGGGAUACGACAAAUAGAAUUCCAAAUAUCGUAGUUGAAAUGCAUGUAAAUACCAAAGAUAUUAACGGCUUGAAUAAUUGUACCUUAAAGAACGGUGAUUUUGAUUCUCCUAGAGACGUCACAAGUCCAAGUCCUCGUGGUUCUGACAGUGGCAUAGAAUCGGACUGUACAGAAGGAAGUCUUUCCUGGCUUCUUAAUUAUAAAAUUCAGGAAUUGCCCCCUGUUCCAGAUGCUACUGCUACAGAAACUGUUAAUAGAAACGUUAAUUUAAUUCAAGAUAAUUACUCUAUCCGACCACAAAUAGUACAGGUACCAACAAUAGUCAAACCUUGUGAUGCAAAAGGUAACUGCUCACAUUCAUGUAGAUACUCUGGUCAAAAGAAACCACCUUUCACGUACACCGAACUGAUAGAAUAUGCGCUCAGUGUAAAAGGAGAGUUGACAGUGUCUGGGAUUUAUCAAUGGAUAUCAGACCACUUUCCGUUCUACAAGCAAAACGAUGAUAGAUGGAAGAAUUCUGUCAGACAUAAUUUGUCGAUAAACCCUCAUUUUAGGAAAGGGGGAAAAGCAGUUCAAGGUGCUGGUCAUCUUUGGACUAUUGCCCAGAGGGAUGCUCAAAAAUGUGCCCAAAUUAAACAAAGGAUUAGUCAGUUCUUCCAGAAUUUUUAUGCGGAUUCACACAGUACACCCCAGGAUCCUCUAGAAAAGGAACUAGAAGCAGCGACACAGAGUAUUUUAGGAGAAAUUAACCCUAGUUACACGAUCCAGACAUCAAGGAGUAAUACCAUAGAAGUGGAGUACGUUAAUAUUGAAGAGUCCACUAAUGGAUUGGAAGAUUUUCUAGCCCCACCAGUUUCGAAGGAGGACAUCGUCAACGAGUGUGGACUAGGUAAUGACAUCUUCAUCACCGAUAUAAAUCCAAACGUAUUAGGACUCAAUCUAGCCGAAGUAGAAGGUAUGGCAGACACCUACGAAGAUGUUUUCGAGUAUUACACCACAAAAGAAUAAUUAUUUUCCACAGUAGGUAGCACGUAAACGAAAAAUAUGUUUUCUGUGUCUUCGUGCUCAAAGAUGAUAUUCCAACGUGUUGAAAAUUUGUAAGGAAUGGCUCAAUUUUUAGUACCUUUAACGAAUUGGUUAGUGUUUUAAUUAGAUACUUAUCUAUAAUUUCUUUAAAUAAUAAUUCAAUACGCUCAUCCGGAAGAAAAGUGACACAACUCAAAAAAUGCAUAAUUCUAGUUAUCUUGUUAAACUGACUUCAAAUAUCCUAUACUUUUAUCAGGAAAAGUGUCACAUAGAUGUUUACUUCCAACUUCGAAAGAUGGCGGUAGUGUCAUUAUUCCUUUGGCGGUAAAAUGAAUACUUUUAUUCCGGAACAAUGACACUUUUUAGUUAUGCUCUGACAUUCGACGUGAACUUAUCAUUAUUUAACGCAAAGACCGUUUUAUUUCGAGAAGUGUCCUAGGUAUUUUCCAUUACUUUUAAAAAAAGUGACCAUUAUUUUAAAAGAAAAGGGACAUAACUUAUAAUUUUGAUCGUUUUUCUUUGUUAAAUCAGAUAUCAUAGUUUUUUUUUGGUUUCGCCACUUACACAACUAAUUCUUCACAAUUCUUCGUUUUUAAUAGGGCUUUUCAUCGAUUGUCAUUUGUUUCGAGCUUCUGUCAUGUGUCACAUAAUAUUAAUAUAUCUACGUCAUACGUCUUUGGUUUGUAUCAUUGGUAUAUACCAAUAACGUAUGACGUAGAUAUAUUAAUAUUAUGUGACAAAUGACAGAAGCUCGAAACAAUUGACUGUGAAUGAAAAUCCCUAUUUAUAAAUUCUAGCAGUUACCGUUUAAAACUUACAGUUAAAUUAAGAUCUAAAAAAUCUAUUUUUGUCUCCCCUUAAAAAAGAUGUUUUUUUAGUUGGAACACCUUUCUUCUGGAUGAGCGAAUUGUUAAUAUUUAACUUUUUAUACAUAUAACUAAAAACUACCAAUUUUACUUUAGCUUUGAUAUACAAUGAAGAUUUUAUUUUAUAUUUUGCGUUAACAAUUUUGUUGGGAUAAAAAUGUGGAAAAUAGUCUUAGUAAAUAUGUGUAAUAAUUUUAGCUUAGUAAAAUAUUGAAAUCUCAGUUGUA